AUGCCCGGCAGUUCAUACUAUACAACAUACUAUGAGCGAGACUACACAUACCAGGAGGAAGACUAUCCCUCUCCCCAACUGUCAGCAGCAUGUGGUCCUCUGCCACUCCCGAUCGUGAUUCCACAGCAACGACCGGGGUCCAGGGAACGCGGUUUCAUCGCCGCAUAUGCCCCGUCACUAGAGGCAUGCGGCAUUGACCGCAUGACAUUCUUAAAAUUCCUAGAUGAAUGCAAUACAGCUGUACAGGGAAAUAAGUUCCUAGCCGGUGUACAAGUGGUCUCGUUCGGCGUCGGAUUCACACCGGAGAUGAUCGUGAUGGGAGUUGCCACUGCUGUGCAGGCCGGUGCCUACAUUGCAAACAAAGGCCAUGUCAGACACAAAACCAAUGCUGUCCUCGAUCGCUAUAACCAAGAACUGUUCGGCCCUCGCGGCCUCUUCUGCAUGAUCAUGAGUUACGAGCCGGAAACAUACGACACGGUUGGGUCUCACUCACCAUCAAGCCAGCUUAGUCGGCUCGGAUCCCUGGCCUCGCGCAGCUGGGUACGAGACCCAGUCUCGGGAACGUCGCAAGGCGCUCACAAUCUUCCCUCCGCUGUUGCGCCCUUGAUGUAUAUUGACGAUCGGCGUCAGCAUAAAGAGCUCCUGUCCGAUGUAGGUCCGCUGGAGCCCACAGAGAAAAUCAAGAGAUCGAAGAAGGUCAAAAGGGCGCUCGAUACGCUCAACGAUUACUUGGACCGGAGGGCCCGUGCGCAAUACACAGCCGAGAAUUCAGGCGAUAUUCUAAACGUCCCGCUGACCCGCGGCUUCAAAAACCGCUAUCUCGAUCCUAAUCACCCCGCCACGAACGGCGGUCUUAUCGGACUGCUCUCCGGUGGCGUGCUGACCCCUGAUCCGGAAUCACGGAGGCGCAAGGCCCUGCGACGGGUUGAAGAAGAAGAACAGCGGGUCAUGGAGCAGUAUUAUCAGCAGAUGGACAGUAUUCGCAAUCAGAACCAGUCCCGAUGGGAAAUUGACAGACAGAUUCGACAGUGUGAUGAGCAAUUUGCGCCGCGGUUCGAGGAGUUCCGGGAGCGGAGGCGAGAAGCACAAGGAAAGCAGAGGAAUAUUAGGAAGGAUGUUUUAUACCUGACCAUUGUGAAUAAGCCGACGGAGAGAGAAUUGGCCGCAGCAGCGGCGAGGUUAAAUACUAGUAGUGGUUAUGGGAAUGGGAUGGUAGGCGUUACACAGGUAUAG
Molecule: messenger RNA, 1233 nt
Organism: Aspergillus bombycis
Lineage: Eukaryota; Fungi; Ascomycota; Eurotiomycetes; Eurotiales; Aspergillaceae
Exons: 4
Coding region: 1-1233 (410 amino acids)
Source: RefSeq, a predicted model, not a curated record